AUGGAAGCAAGCAGACUGGCAAAUGUUGAGAUGAUGAGAUUACUAUUGGCUGAAGUAAGGGCAGAAUAUUACAGAAGGAAGAACAAGGACCAAACAGCUUCUAAUUCGGGUCCUAAAAGUAAUACUGGAAAUUCCAAGGGAAAAGGUUUGCAGGUGAAACAGUCUGAUGGUAAGUUCAAGAAAAUAGGGAAUUCAAAGCAGGGGAAUUUUAAAUCUGUUCCUCAAUGUGCUAUCUGUGGAAGAGCCCAUGCAGGGGUCUGCAGGAAAGAAAAAGGGCUUUGUUAUAAGUGUGGUCAACCCGGGCAUUUUAUUAAAGACUGCCUCUUUAGUGGGGGACAGGUUUCUGCAAUUCAGGCUACCCCGGCCCCUAUGAUGAUUGAGGAGCCAUCUCUACCUCUCCCACCUCCUACUGCCCGAGUGUAUGCAGUGACUCAGCUAGAGGCUGAGAAAUCCUCUACUUUGGUGCGAGGUAUGAUUUCUAUUAAAGAUGAACUGCUUAGUGUAUUAUUUGAUUCUGGUGCCACAUAUUCUUUUAUUGCUGAUUAUGUAGCCGACGCAUUUGGUCUGCCUUUGACAAUAAUGAAAACUCUUAUGCGUAUUGUUACGGCUGUGGGGAAUGUUUUUAAUGAAAAGUAUAUUUGUGAAGAUGUGAAAUUCAAGUAUGAAGGCAAGGAGUAUUCUGCCGAUUUUAUUGUUUUGCAUCUUGCAUCUGUAAAUCUGAUUUUGGGAAUGGACUGGUUGUCUAAAUACUGUGUGAAGAUUGACUGCUGCAGUAAAACCAUUUCUGUUUCGUCUCAUGAUGAAGAAGGGAAGUCUCCUUACUUAUCUGUACUUCGGGUUAUAAAAGCCUUAAAGGAAGGAGAUUCUGGGUUUAUUAUGUUAGGAGGUUCGGUUGGCACCAAUAAGGAGCCAAUUUCUGGUAUUCCAGUUGUUUCUGAAUUUGAGGAU
Gastrolobium bilobum is the source of this 948-nucleotide messenger RNA. RefSeq lists its product as uncharacterized. The annotation marks the transcript as partial. The record is from RefSeq and is a predicted model, not a curated record. The transcript has 2 exons. Gene Ontology annotation, biological process: proteolysis. Gene Ontology annotation, molecular function: nucleic acid binding; zinc ion binding; aspartic-type endopeptidase activity. Lineage: Eukaryota; Viridiplantae; Streptophyta; Magnoliopsida; Fabales; Fabaceae.